Molecule: messenger RNA, 1567 nt
Organism: Vanessa atalanta (red admiral)
Lineage: Eukaryota; Metazoa; Arthropoda; Insecta; Lepidoptera; Nymphalidae
Gene: Fip1
Product: pre-mRNA 3'-end-processing factor FIP1
Exons: 10
Coding region: 15-1490 (491 amino acids)
Cellular component (GO): mRNA cleavage and polyadenylation specificity factor complex
Molecular function (GO): RNA binding
Source: RefSeq, a predicted model, not a curated record
AUUAUCAAACAAAAAUGGCAGACGCUGCUGUUGAAACGGCUCCAGCAGAUGAAAAUGAUGAUAACUGGCUUUAUGGAGAUUCAAAUAAUGAUCAAACAGAUUCAGAAGCACCCAGUACAGAAAAGGAACUUACAAAAAUCAAUUCCGAUGUAGGCGCGGAAGGUGAUGAUAAAGACGAAGAAACAGAAGGGAAUGAGGUCAACAACGAUGACUCUCACUUCAACGAUGAACAUUUUGGUGAAGUUGACCGCGAAGAACAGGAUCAGGCUAAUGGAGAUGCAGACAGUCAAGACAAUGGAGACUCAGAUUCGGAUGACAGUGAUGAUGUUAAAGUUACAAUAGGAGAAAUUAAAUCGGGGCCACAGGCGUAUGCCAGUUUAAAUAUUAAGCGUGGUGUAGGGCUUGUAGCAGCAGGUGGAGAAAAACCCCGGACAGGACCAGCUGCAGGCAGCAAGGUGACUUUAGAGGAUUUGGAUGGACCUGGCAGUAUCAAUGGAGUGCCAGCUUUGGAGUUUAAUAUUGAUACAAUUGAAGAUAAACCGUGGAAUAAGCCUGGUGCUGAUAUAUCAGAUUAUUUCAACUACGGCUUCAAUGAGGUGACGUGGAGUGCAUAUUGCGAGCGACAGCGGCGCAUGCGCGUGAACGAAGCGGGCGUGGCGCUGCACGCCGGCCCGCCGCCGCGCGCGCCGCCGCCCGACACCAGGCGCACCUCCGGACCACCUAGACACGACGAAAUGCCACCGGGAAUGCAGAACAAUUAUCAAGCUCGUGAAAAUACAAUUCAGGUGAUGACGGCCGAGCGGCGCGAGUACGGGCGCGUGCACGCGCGCGACGCGCCGGCGCCGCCCGCCGACUACUUCAGCGCGCCGCCGCCCGAGCACUACUACCCGCCGCCGCACGCGCCCUACGAAGAGCCCUGGGGAAAAAAACGUAAAUAUUCACAUCCCGAACAGAGUGGGUGGGCGCCGACUGAAAUAAAGGAGCUCACUCCAGGACCAAUGGGGCCUCCGACGAUGGGACCCCCCAUGGGCUUAACACCUCCACUGGUCAAUCCGCACAACAUGCCCCCCGCGCACGUUUUAGGGGCUCCGUUUCCCCCACCAUAUCGUUCGCACGUGCCUCCUCAUUUACACGAACGUGAUAGAGAACGUGACAGAGACAGGGAAAGAGAUAGAGACAGACUCCGAGAACGAGACGACAGGGAUCGCAGAGACAGAGAUAGGAGAGAAGAGGAGGAAAGAGACCGGGAGCGUGAACGUUCACGUUCCAUUAAACCAGAUAGAAUACGAGAGAAAUCGUAUCGCCGGGAACGUUCUCGCUCAAGGUCGCGCCGUCACAAGUCCCGCUCGCGCUCCCCGCGACAGCGCGACCGGUCACGGGAACGCGACCACGAACGUUCGCGCGAGCGGGACAGGGACAGGUCUCGCGACAGGGAGCGUGGCAUCAAGCCUAAAAAUAAAGAGCCCAAAGAAAAGGACGAGGACAAAUGAUAUGGAUUACAAAUUUACAAUAUGGGCUCUAGUUAUAAUUUAACUUGGAAAUACUGCAUUAUAAAAGUAAUAGAAAA